Molecule: messenger RNA, 252 nt
Organism: Blepharisma stoltei
Lineage: Eukaryota; Ciliophora; Heterotrichea; Heterotrichida; Blepharismidae
Source: the annotation of a GenBank genome assembly
AUGGAUAGUUAUAGCGACUUAACUCUUUCAGAGAGAUUUGAUUUGAAUGGAAAUCAAUGAAUCAAAUUGAGGCCAUUGCCAAAUUCCGAUUUCUCUUGCAAUUCUAUAGUCUUUAAUGGGGAUAUUUUGAUUUCUGGAGCGAUGUCUUGCAAUCUUUUGCAUACUCAAUUAAUAGCAAUUCAUUCAUGAGAAUUCCGUUUAAAUGUGGUAAUGGGAAAAUUUAUGAAAGCAAUUUGAGAUGAGGCUGUUUAG